AUGCCUCCUGUUCUGCUCUCGCGUGGUCUGGACCCUUUGUUGGGCAUUUUCACCGGAGUGUUCGCAUACUACCUCUAUGAGAGUCACCCACGCAGCGCCAUAGAGCCAGAGGACAAGCUGAAUGCAGUCAUUGCGUGGAGAUGGAAGAAAUGGCAGAGAGAGCGCGAGCAGGUACUAUCACCUGAGGAGGAUGUAGACUUAGCAGCCCUCAUUGGCCAGGCAGGAAAGUGA
Molecule: messenger RNA, 231 nt
Organism: Laetiporus sulphureus 93-53
Lineage: Eukaryota; Fungi; Basidiomycota; Agaricomycetes; Polyporales; Laetiporaceae
Exons: 2
Coding region: 1-231 (76 amino acids)
Biological process (GO): protein secretion
Source: RefSeq, a predicted model, not a curated record